AUGGGGAGCGCUGGUGGUGUUGGUGGUGGCGGUAUCUAUGUCCCAAUGCUCACUCUAGUUCUUGGUUUUGAUUCCAAGUCUGCAGCUGCUGUGUCUAAAUGUAUGAUAAUGGGUGCAGCGGGAUCAACAGUAUAUUACAACAUAAAGCAGAGGCAUCCAACAUUGGACAUGCCCCUCAUUGAUUAUGACCUUGCUCUGCUCUUUCAGCCCAUGCUUUUGUUAGGAAUCAGCAUUGGAGUUGCCUUCAAUAUCCUCUUUGCUGAUUGGAUGAUCACUUUUCUGUUUAUCAUUUUGUUUUUAGUUACAUCAACCAAAGCUAUAUUAAGAGGCAUAGCUACAUGGAAGAAAGAGACAUUGAUUAAGAAGGAAGCUAACAAGCUGCUGGAAAAUAAACUCGAACAGUCGAUACAGUUAUCCUUGCAGAUCUCAUUGACAGAUAGAGAUGCAGCAGCAGUUGAAACCACUCAGUUGCUCCAAAAUGGUUCUGCAGCUUCUGCAAGUGAUUCUAAAGGACUCUCUGAUGGUAAUGCAGUUUCACAACAGUAUGAGGUUUCAUUGUCAUCAAAUGUACAGUGGGCAGAAUUAUGUUUGCUUGCUGUUGUUUGGAUUGCUUUCUUUGUCCUUCAAAUAACAAAGACAUGUGUCAGGAAAUGCUCUAUGGAGUACUGGAUACUCAACUUCUUGCAGGUACCAAUCGCGUUGUCAGCUACUCUGUAUCAAGCAAUAGGUUUAUACAAAGGGAAGAAAACGAUUGCACCCAAGGGAAAAGAUGUCACAAAUUGGAGGGUGUCUCAGUUGUUCCUAUAUUGUUGUUGUGGGAUAGCAGCUGGUACGAUAGUUGGCACGCUUGGAUUAGGAGGAGGAUUCAUAUUAACACCCUUGUUUCUUGAAAUUGGAAUCCCUCCUCAGGUGGCUAGUGCAACUUCAACUUUUUCAAUGGCUUUUUCAUCAUCGAUGUCAGUUGUACAAUACUACCUUCUUAAGCGUUUCCCUGUUCCAUAUGCUGCUUAUCUAGCUUUGGUCGCCAUCGCUGCUGCGCUAACAGGACAGCAUGUGGUCAGCAAGCUAAUAACAUUAAUGGGGAGAGCAUCAAUCAUCAUCUUUAUUUUGGCUGCAACUAUUUUACUUAGUGCAUUCUGCUUAGGAGGAAUUGGAAUUACUCAUAUGAUUGAAAAGUUGGAGAAUCAUGAAUAUAUGGGUUUUGAGAGCUUUUGUCUCUUAACAAAUGGAGUAUAGUUUGAAAGUUAGAACUCCCUUUUGGUAUCUUACUAUCUCAAAUGCUUUAGUAAAUUUUUUUAUGGAUGAAAAUUUGCUACGCUUAUAAAUUUAGACCAAAUUUUUGUAGCUGUCUUAAUAUAUACUUGGUUGUUCCUAUCCCCCCUCCUCCCCGGCACAAGGUUUUUUAGGUAACCAUCAGAAAGUAAGUAACAUUUCGAUAAUUUUUUCUCAUUAGAGAGAGUUAGAGUUGGCACGAGUCUUGUAAGCAAGCCUCAUGCUCAUCAAGGGGGUCAUGCCUAGAGCCAGAUAAAGUCAUGUCCUAUCAAUAGUUAUUAUGUGCAUCAUGAUGCACCUAGAAA
Chenopodium quinoa (quinoa) is the source of this 1577-nucleotide messenger RNA. Its product is annotated as sulfite exporter TauE/SafE family protein 3-like. The transcript is spliced from 11 exons. Gene Ontology annotation, biological process: protein ubiquitination. Lineage: Eukaryota; Viridiplantae; Streptophyta; Magnoliopsida; Caryophyllales; Amaranthaceae. The record is from RefSeq and is a predicted model, not a curated record. The coding region runs from base 1 to 1236 and encodes 411 amino acids. Gene Ontology annotation, cellular component: Cul4A-RING E3 ubiquitin ligase complex; membrane.